AUGUCGACUAAUUGGACGCGUUUACUAGUUGUCAGCCCUGCCCUGCGGUUGCUACUCCUGCUGCUGCUCCUGCUCCUGCUCGACAAUGCCUGCGCGGAUGUGGCUCACUUCUUUGCGGCACCCGCUGAAUUUGGCAGCUAUUUGCAUGGACAGGCGCCCUUCCAGCUGGCGCUGCCUCAAUACGGUCCGCCUGCCGCGAGUCCUGUGACCCCGGCCCCCGUGGCUCCCGUGGCGCCGUCCACCACGGAGUUUAUUCUGCCGGAGAUCAUUGACAAUCGCAGCCUUGUCAAGAGUUUCGGCCCGGCACACGGCAACUUCAUACCCCUCAGCCAGCACUAUCUGCCGCCCAGCAACGAGGAGCGUCCCAGCUAUGAGAGCCCAAAGCCCAGCGAUGAGUUCGCUGGCUACUAUUAUCCACAGCCCAGUGGGAGCAGCACCACGCGCAUUCCCUCGACCACCACGACAACGCCACGUCCCAUCGUAGUGCAGGAGCUGGGCGAGGAUGGGGAUGAGGAGCAGCUGGCCGCCGCUGGUUACGAUUACCAUGCACCGCCGAAGCGUCCCUCGACGCCAGCGCCCGUUUAUCUGCCGCCAGGGGAGAGCGGUGUCCAGCACCAGCAACAGAAUCAACUGCGACUGCGAAUCAAGGACAUGCGCUGCCUGCAGGCUGGCUACUUUCGGGCCAUCCUCAAGCUGGACAGCUUCGUGGGCGCUGCACCGGUGCUGGACAACGACUACGACGAGUCUUCGGCGGACAAGCACUGCGAGCUGAAGCUAUCGCGUAGCUAUCUGCUCCUGGACAUAGCCGGCGCAGACUUCGAGCGCUGUGGCGUGCGAAAUUGUGGCCAGGAUUUGUGUUUGCGACUGCGUUUCCCGGCUAUACGGGGACUGCGCACAGGCGGAGACUCCAUCCUGACGCUGCACUGCAAGACGCAGGAGCGCGUGGCCGUCAAGACGCAUGCACUGAAAAUGGGCGUGGCCAACGAUGUCCAGGCCCGCAGCGCUGGCAGCUAUGCCCAUGGCGGCAAUCAGAAUGCCUUUCGCACCCACGUGGAGCUCCUGAGACGAGGCAGCAACGGCUAUACCCAGCACCUGGAGAGCAAUGGGGCCGUGCAGCUGGGCGAGGAGCUCUUGCUGCGCGCCCAUGUACUGGCCGGCGAUGGCUGGAACUACACGAAGCUGAGUGACGUACAGCUGCAGCGCAUUUCGGCCGGUGGGGAGGUCUUGAAUAGUGUUCAGCUGAUCACGCCGCGCGGUUGCCUCAAUCCAGCCAUGCAGAGCAUAUGCGCGCAUGCGCCCAGUGCGGAGCCGCCGCUGGGCCAGCGACUGCAGUUCAGAGCCGUCAUGUUUCCGGGCAUGCACAGCGGCGAUGUGCUGGUCAUGUCCAUGCGCAUAACGGGCUGCCUGGAGCGCGAGGACUGCCAGCUGUCGGCGCAGGACUGCCAGCCCGGCGUGGCCCAGCGACGACGACGGGACACCGUACUCCAGCCGCAUGCCAAUGGAACAGAGGCAUCCGAGCUAUCCCACAUCACUUUCAGAGUGAUCAUGCCGCACAUGGAGCUGCCGGAGCAGCCAGCGAUUGUAACCGACUUGGACUCGUCGAACGUGACAAAUAGCGCCAAGUCAUUCGCAUUGUUUGGGAGUGUGGGGUUUGUGGUGCUGCUGCUGGGCGUUGCUGUGGUGGCACUAUAUAAGCUGGGCAAAUAGAUGGAUGAUGAUUGAUGAACCGUCUAGUUUUGGAAU
Molecule: messenger RNA, 1743 nt
Organism: Drosophila navojoa
Lineage: Eukaryota; Metazoa; Arthropoda; Insecta; Diptera; Drosophilidae
Source: RefSeq, a predicted model, not a curated record